Messenger RNA from Xenia sp. Carnegie-2017, 1324 nucleotides. RefSeq lists its product as uncharacterized. Lineage: Eukaryota; Metazoa; Cnidaria; Anthozoa; Malacalcyonacea; Xeniidae. The transcript has 6 exons. The coding region runs from base 185 to 1141 and encodes 318 amino acids. Gene Ontology annotation, molecular function: [protein-PII] uridylyltransferase activity. The record is from RefSeq and is a predicted model, not a curated record.
AACAUUCGCUUAACUUUGGCUUCCGUGUCUAUACACUUCGUCUGUGGGUAAAUAUUUUGUGAUUAUAAUAGCAUUAUAUGUCUAAAAAUACUUAACUGGCUUAAGAGCGUUGAAAGAAAAGAACUAAAAUACACUUGAUUGUUGUUAGUCCAGCAGCUUCAUAUGCGGUCUGUGGAUUAUAGACAUGGCUACGAAUUCUUCAGCGCCAAAAUAUGACUUUAAGAAAUUGUUGGAGUGGACAAAUGGAGACAAAUACAACCUCCAAGUCAGUACGAAAGCUUUUUACAAUAUACUUGAUGAAAACCAGAAACGAAGGGAAUACAUAAAAAGUGAACAGCUGAAUUCCAAACAACUCCUAAAUAUUUCAAAACGAGCUUUUGAAAGAGAAGAGUUAAAUGUUGCAGAAACGUUUAUUGGCAAGGCAAUACAAAAACAAAAGGUUGAGGAUGCUUCAAGUAAAAGUAACCCGGAGUUAUACUAUCACUUGGCCGAGAUUCUACAGCAGAAAGCGACUGAAGGUAACUUGCAACAACUUGAGAGACAAAAACUAUUACUGCACGCCACAGUGCUUUAUAAUUUUGUGAAAAAUUGUUUGAACAAAAUCGCAGAAGAAAGUGAGUUUACCACAAACAUUUCAAAGCGUAUACCUGAGAAAGUCUUGGAUGCUCAACAGAGCCUUAUUAAAACGGCUGGAGGGAACUCGUUUAGGUGUAAAUUUAAUUGGGAUAGUAAAAAAAAAGCUUUGAAAGAACUACGAGAAGAGACCAAGAGUAGUUUGGAAGACAUAAAUGCUAAAUACGAUGCUGAAACAGGAAGUGAUGAAGACCUUAGGAAAAUGUUUAUCAAACAAACACCCGAGGUAAAGGAUUUGUUCAAAAAGGUUGCAACCAGGGUAAAACAGCUUGUAAUAGAAAUCAUUGAAGAAUGUCUGGAUGUGUUGGGGAAGCCACCAUGCAACUAUGAAGUUAUACUACUUGGAUCUUUGGCAAGAGAAGAGAUGACACCAUACUCAGAUAUAGAGUGGGCAAUACUAACUAGCUCUGAAGAUGAGGAAUGUAAAACUUUCUUUCGCAGUUUGACAAACCUUGUUCAUUUCCAGAUUAUCAACCUUGGAGACCAUUUUGCCUGUAAACGAUAUUGAAGUGUUAAGAGGAGAUUGGUUUUAUGAUGAUGUGACACCUCGUGGACUCUCUUUUGAUGCUUUUCUUCCUCAAGCAUGCAAGACACCUUGGGGAAAUUCUCUGGAUUUUGAGCUUAUUCAUACUCCUGCGACAAUGGCAAAUUUUCAGAGUGAAUACUGGUACAAGAAGCAUCCACACUUAGG